GGUAUACGAUAACCACUACAACACUUCCACUACCAUUUCAUACGCAACUAAAUUUUCUCUUUCAAAUUAAAUGGCACUCCAAGCUCUAAACUCACCGGCAACAAACACGGCGGCGUCACCACCUUCCUUCCAUUACAAAGACAUGAAUUUUCCGACCGCCACCGUAAUUCAAGAUUCUUGGAAUAAAGGCAAGCGUUCAAAGCGGCCGAGAACCACCACAAGCACGGAUAGUGACAUCACUCAUCCAUCGGAACCAGAACAACCCACGGAGGAGGAGUACUUAGCUUUCUGUCUCAUGUUGCUCUCUCGUGGAAGAACAGAUACCACCUCCACCGCCGCCGCUGCCGCUGUCGCUGCCCAAUCUCCUCCACUGCCACCACUUCAUCAGUCUGUCUCUCACAAGUGUAGCGUCUGCAACAAGGGGUUCUCUUCUUACCAAGCACUCGGUGGACACAAAGCCAGCCAUCGGAAAAACGUCUCCGAAGACCACCCGUCUACUUCCGCCACCACAACCGCCAGCGCCUCCGCUUCCUCUGUUUUAAAGCCUAGUGGAAGAACCCACGAGUGUUCUGUCUGCCAUAGAACUUUCCCCACCGGACAAGCACUCGGCGGUCACAAAAGACGCCACUACGACGGCAACAACCCCGGCACCGGAGCAACCGCCAGCGGCGUCACAACCUCCGAGAAGACCACCUCCUCCACCCAUAGCCAACCGCGUGGAUUUGACUUAAACUUACCCGCGUUCCCUGAAUUCCAGUUGGGUUUGAGCGUUGACUGUGCGAAGAAAAGUCAACUGUUCAUGAGCGAGCAAGAAGUUGAAAGUCCACAUCCGGCGAAGAAACAGCUUUUGUCCGUCGCCGUCGACUUGCCAAAUUACUAAAUUACCCUCAGAUACAGUAAAAUUGUUUGAUCUUUUUACAAUUAUUUUUAUUAGGGCAUUUAAUGUAAAGAUAUUGUCCAUUUUAUACGAUUGAUUUUAUUCAUUAAUUAAUGAAAAAUGAGAUUAUUUGUUGGCAUUAA
Molecule: messenger RNA, 1020 nt
Organism: Lactuca sativa (garden lettuce)
Lineage: Eukaryota; Viridiplantae; Streptophyta; Magnoliopsida; Asterales; Asteraceae
Product: zinc finger protein ZAT10
Biological process (GO): regulation of DNA-templated transcription
Cellular component (GO): nucleus
Molecular function (GO): transcription cis-regulatory region binding; DNA-binding transcription factor activity
Source: RefSeq, a predicted model, not a curated record